Molecule: messenger RNA, 2297 nt
Organism: Drosophila simulans
Lineage: Eukaryota; Metazoa; Arthropoda; Insecta; Diptera; Drosophilidae
Product: acyl-CoA synthetase short-chain family member 3, mitochondrial
Exons: 5
Coding region: 140-2164 (674 amino acids)
Source: RefSeq, a predicted model, not a curated record
UGCAAAGUUUCGACUACAGUGCGACGGUUGUGCUGAGCUCGUUUGAUCCAAAAAAUUCAAAAAGAAUAUAUAUAAUAAAUAGAUAUAUAUAUAAACUUGACUUAAAUAUAUACAAGAACGAAAGUUAUAGAAAGUUACAAUGGAACCCGGUCCUAGUGCAGUGAACUACGAAGGCAGUGAAUCUGUAUGCGGCAUGCCGGUGGAGGCUCACGAUCCCCUUUACUUGAAGGCCUAUCGCCAGAGUGUUCAGAAUCCGGCUGCCUUUUGGGAGGAGCAGGGUAACCUGCUCGACUGGGAUCGGCCAUGGGAGAAGGUACUGGACAACAGCAAUCCGCCAUUCACCAAGUGGUAUGUGGGCGGUUACCUGAAUGCCUGCUACAAUUCCAUUGAUCGCCACAUACUGGCCGGCCGCGGCUCCAAUGUGGCCCUAAUCCAUGACAGCCCCUUGACGGGCACAGUGCGUCGGGUUACCUAUCAGGAGCUGUAUGACCAGAUCGUUCUGCUGGCCGGCGGCCUGGCCAAAUUGGGCGUAGUCAAGGGUGAUCGCGUCGUGAUUUAUAUGCCCCUCAUUCCGGAAACCAUCAUUGCCAUGUUGGCAAUUGUGCGUCUGGGUGCGAUUCACUCCGUGGUCUUCGGUGGCUUCGCCGCCCGGGAACUCUGCUCGCGCAUCGAACAUGUGGAACCAAAGCUGGUGAUUGCCUCCAAUGUGGGCGUGGAACCGGGCAAGGUGGUGCCCUACCUGGACAUUCUUCAUUCAGCUAUUAACAUGUCGCGAUGGCGACCACCGCAGCGUAACAUAAUCUUCCGGCGGGAUAAUGUUACGCCAGAUACCACCAAACUGGAUCCUCUGACGGAUGUGCUCUGGUCAGAUAUUCUAAAGAUGUCGGAGGGCGAGCGGCCCAUAGCCUGUGUUCCCAUCGAGGCCAACGAUCCCUUGUAUAUCCUCUAUACCUCUGGAACUACGGAUAAGCCCAAGGGAGUCCUUCGCACCAUCGGAGGUCACCUGGUUGCCUUGGUGUACACGCUGCGCACUCUCUAUGGCAUCAAUCCCGGCCACACCUGGUGGGCGGCUUCAGAUAUGGGCUGGGUGGUGGGUCACUCGUACAUCUGCUACGGUCCACUCUGCCUAGGGGCCACCAGUAUCAUGUACGAGGGUAAACCGGACCGUACUCCCGACCCGGGUCAGUACUUUAGGAUCAUCGACCAAUACCAGGUGCGCUCGAUCUUCUCGGUGCCCACCUCCUUCCGUGUUAUCCGUCGUGCUGAUCCGGACAUCAGCUAUGGACGUCAGUACUCCAUGAAGUCGCUGCGCGCCAUCUUCAUUGCCGGCGAGCACUGCGACUACGAGACCAAGUCCUGGAUCGAGAAGACCUUCAAGGUGCCCGUGCUCAACCACUGGUGGCAGACGGAGACUGGAUCCGCGGUCACCGCCACAUGUCUGGGCUUCCAGCAGAACCUCAGUCCGCCCACCUACUCCACUGGCUUGCCCCUCAUGGGCUACGACGUCAAGAUCCUAAAAGCGGACGGCAGCGAGGCGCAGACCUCGGAGCUGGGCAGGAUUGCGCUGAAGCUACCACUGCCACCCGGAAACAUGGCCACGCUCUACAAGAACGAAGAGCUCUUCCGCAAGCUUUACUUUCAAAAGUUUCCGGGCUACUACGAUACAAUGGAUGCGGGCUACAAGGACGAACGUGGCUAUAUCUUUGUGACAGCUCGCGACGAUGAUGUGAUCAAUGUGGCUGGCCAUCGUUUGUCCACCUCUAGCCUGGAAGACGCCGUGCUCCGCCAUCCGGACGUGGUGGACGUGGCCGUUUUCGGGGUGCCCGAGGCCACCAAGGGACAAGUGCCACUGUGCUUGUACAUUCCUGUGGAGAACUGCAAGAAGACCGAUGCCAAGCUGUCGACGGAGAUCAUCAAGCUGAUCCGCGACGUGGUUGGACCCAUCGCCGCCUUCCGGCUGGUCACGUCCGUCAACAACCUGCCACGCACUCGAUCCGGUAAGACGAUGCGCAAGGCGAUGGCGGACUUUGCCCGCAACGAGCGCGUCAUCCUGCCGGCGACCAUCGACGAUGCCAGCGUGUUCGUCGAGAUCCGGAGGGCUCUGAACCAGCUGGGCUAUGCCAUGACCGCACCGGAUCCGAUUGUGGCCAAGUUACUCGACUGAAGGGCUGCAAGGACCCUCAACCUGAACCUUAGCUUGUACGAUACGAUUCCCAAGAAGUAAAAUAAAAUGUAAGCCAGUUUGGCUGGGGUUUUUCCUCCGUUUAUUUGCGUAGGCCGCAAAGUGGCGAAAAUAA